AAUGGCAGACCACGACGAUUAUGAAGAUAACCAAUAUCCUGACAACGACGAGUUUGUGCCGUACGUGACUGCCGGUAAUCUGGGCAAAAAUGGCGCGAAAGUCACGUUGUGGGGUAAAGUGACCAAAGUUACUGCUAGUGAAGGAUUCUAUGUGAAAACGGUAGACGAUCAAGAAGUUCUUAUCAAAUUAAAGCAUCCACUGAAUGAACCUUUAGAAGGCUGGUACGAGAUAUACGGCGUUGUUCAUGGCAAGACAGUGAUGUGUGAUGAAUAUGUUCCAUUCAAUGAAGAAAUGACAAAGAACAUCGACAUCGAGGGUCAUAAAGCGUUGGCGAGGUUGCUAGUGGCUUUAGACGAACCUUGGAAGUUGGGUAACGACCAAGAUUCAAUGACAGGUGUUGUACCCAUGGAAUGAAACUACCGGAUAUUGAUAGAAGUUAUAUUUCAAUUGUCCUCUAACCAGAGUUAAUUUGUAAUACAGUAUUGUAAAUU
Molecule: messenger RNA, 492 nt
Organism: Spodoptera exigua (beet armyworm)
Lineage: Eukaryota; Metazoa; Arthropoda; Insecta; Lepidoptera; Noctuidae
Source: the annotation of a GenBank genome assembly